UCUAUCUUUGAAAACUCGCUGACUUUCCUCCAGUCUCUGUUCUUUCUAAGGGAGUCUAGCCAAGGAAUGUGACACCACAGCAGCAAGCAACAGCUGCUACUACACAGCCCAGCAAAGCAGAGCCCACACAGUUCUCCACGGACUCAGGAGACAGAGAGGACACCAUGGUCUCACUCCACCGGGGCACCUUCAGGAAAUAAAACAGAAAAAAAGAAAAGAAAAAAAAAAAGAAACAGGAAGAACAAAGGAAUAUAAAAGAAAACCCCUGCAGAGACCAGCAAUAAAAUAAACUGGAGACUGAAAAGGAUAACUAAAAAGAAGAUUUUACCUUUUUUGAACUUGCAUUAAAAUCUCAACUUGUAACCUGUGACUAUAUCAAGACAGCUGUCUUCUGAAGUCAGAAACAGGGAAUAUUUUUUUUCAGAAAGUGAACCUGCUUGCUUUGCGAAACAGUUGGCUGAAGCAAUUUGAUCCUGAAUGCUUUGCAUCAAGACAGCCAAAAAUAACAUCUAGAGAGCAUUGCCCAGCAAGGAAAGAAUCUACAGAAGCUAAAUUAAAUUAAAGAUUUCAAGUACCAUUUUGCUCUCUUCUUUAUUUAUAUCUGCAGCACAUGGAAUAGAAGCAAACAAGGGGACUGCAAAAAUUCUGCCACUUUUUUACAGCUACACCAGUCUUCAUAAAUCAGAGGCUCUACUUUGAUUUUAACUGUCUUUUAUUUAAGCCUGAGAAUAUUUUGCUGACUCUUGCAAAAUAUUCUUAGCUUCCUUUUAAACUUAGCAAAGAUUUUCAGUUCAUUUUCUGACUCCUUAAGGAGCUUUAACAGAAAUACAUUUUUAACAUUCACUUUUGUAAGUUGCAUUCACUUUUUAUUUUGUAGUGAGCGAUUCAGUACCAGUAUCCUACAAAACUUUAAAGCAAACAUUAGUACUCAACCGAUAAUAAAAGUCAUUAUACUUGCAGACAAGAAACUGUAUAUUUUUUAACAGGAGUGAAAGAUAAAAACAUUUUCAGCCAUGCAUAAAGCACAAGCUCAAAUGCAACUGAAACCAUCUAGAGAAGAUUCUGUUACAGGACGAACAAUGUCUCAUGGAAAGCCAGGGAUGGCACCACCAAGUCCUAGCAUCCCAUCAAAACGUGCCAAAGUAGAAACAGAUCAAGUGGUACCAACAAUGGCAGGAGCUGGCCCAAGCCCACCAGUGUUCAUUCGAAAACUGAAGAAUGCAGCUAUUGGAACUGGGUGUGAUAUCAAAUUAAAAGUGACAGUGAUUGGGAACCCAAAGCCCAUUCUAUCAUGGUACAAGAACGAAACACCCACCAGCCCAAACAGCCAGGAGUAUGGGGCUCUCUUUAUUAAUGACAGUAAGAUGGAAGAUGCUGGGGUCUACACAUGUUUGGCUAGAAAUGAGCAUGGGGAAGCUCUAACCAGUGCAGUGCUUGCAAUCAUUGAACUGGAAGACUCUGAAAAUGGAGAAGAAGAGGCAGUUGAGCCUCAGAUUCCUCAGGAACAGGGACCCCAAGAGCAGAGACUACCAGCAGGUGAAUCUGACCGCUACAUGGACACCACUCCAGUCACUACGCCAUCUUCAUCGAGGAGUACCAUUCAGCAGGAUGAGAGAUCUAACUGGUCCGGCAGCCAGCAGACCGUGGUUGAAAAGGAGGUUUAUAAUGCAGUUCCAGUUCAAGGAGCCCACUUGCAUCCCAACACUGGCCGAAUGCACCAAGGUCCACCACAAGUUCCAAGAGGUCUUCCAGAAGCUGCCCUAAAGGGAGAGAACAAGAAAGAAAGUACUGCAGAUAUGUUUCAAAGAAAGCUGGCAGCUGCUCCCAAAACACAAACACUGGAACCCACCUGGCGGUCACCUGUUCUUCCUCCACCAUCUCCAAAACCUGGUCAACGAGCACCUCAGAUAUCCAGUAGUAGUACCCAGCCAAGCAGUAGGACCACCACAGCUAGUACAACUGCCCAGCCUUCAACACCCCUGACUCCAAGGAAGAAAAUUUUGACUCCGUCCGAUUAUCAAGAUGUAGUGACAGAAGAGUUUGAGGAAAAGGUCAAGAAACCGAAAUCAUCUGCACUUUCACAAGCAAGUACACAAGAAUCAAGGCCGCAAACACCACUGAGUGAAACAUCAAGCAAAGCAUCGGCACUUAGGCCAUCACCAAAACUGGUCAGAGCCGGCUCAAAAAUUUUUGAUAAGGUGAAGUACUUUGAGGAACGAAGGAAAAGCUUUGAUCGAUCUGAGAGUCCUCUUCCCAUGCAUAGCUGGUUACCUAUUAGGAAGUCUAGGUCAUUUGAUCAACCAGAGCUAGAUGAUCAUGACAAGAUUGGCAUGUCUGAAACAUCAAGAGAAGAUCUUAGGGAAGUAGGGAGAACAGAAGCAGGAAGUGCAUCAUUGCGGAGGUCUGCAUUUAGACAGAAAGCAGCCUCAUUUGAUGAAAGAGGUAAAUUUGCAAGUCGAGUCUAUGACAUUGAGCUCAAAUUCUCAGAAGAAUUAAGUCGUAUCAAGAGAUCAGUGUCAAAACAGCACUUGAUGAGAUCACAGGAGUUACUAAAAGAUGUAAGCAAAGGAGGACCACAAGUAGUAACAGUGGUGAGGACCCGACCAAGCAGUACUCCACCUUUUCAAACAGUAUCAGCACAAAAGCCUCGUGCAUUUGUAGUUCCUGCUGCGCAACUAACAGUGUCUCAGGCACCUCACCAACAAAGAACUCCUGAAUUGCAGACACCAAUAACAGGGGAAUUUGAAAGGAGGCAGCAAACCAGUCUGGAAGCAUCAGCAGCACGAAAACCUCUUGUAAGGAGUUUAGCAGCAGUAAGCCGAUCAGCCGAAAUGGAAGACUCUGAUGUGAUCAGUGAAAGAACAAAGGCACCUACUUCAGUUACAGCUCACAUUUAUAGACAAGAUGCAGAUGUUACAAAAGGAGAACUGGUACAGCCAUUAGUUCCUACUGCAACCUAUCUGUCACCUCAAGUAACAAAAGUUUCAUCUGUAAUAGGUAGAAAGACUCCAGAACCCAAGCCACAACAAGAGUCACAUUUAGAAACAAAUAUUAAAGAUGAAAGGACUACGAGUUUAAAGUUACUCUCAGCACAAGAGCCAUUAAUAGUACAAAGUAAACAGUUGCCUGUUGUUAGCAAAAUCCAUCAAAUUACUACUUUUACAGAAGGCCCUUCAGAAGAUAGAGAUGCAGCCCAUCAGGUACAGAAAGCACCCACUGGUUUGAAAGAGGCCGUACCUCAAGCUGCACAAGAUAGUAUUGUCCCGGUGAAGCCCAAACCAGGGGAGGACAAGGUAACUCCACGAGGUUUAGGCCUGGUGGGCGUUGAUCCACUGAAACCAGCUAAACCUCAGCUUGUGGGGGAAGACAGACUGGAGAGUGAAGAUAUUAUCAUGGGGCAUGUCACAGUGAAAGAAAGAAGUGAAAGCGUUCCCUCUGCACAUGAUGGAAAAGCUGAUCGCAGCAAAAGAAAAGGAAGACGAAUACGACCCACGUCUCCAGAUAUAGAGUCAUCUGAUGAUUCCUAUAAAUCUGCUGGGGAAGAUCCUCUGGAGCCUCCUGUGUUUGAGAUUCCUAUUCAGGAUACAACAGUUACAGCAGGAUCAGAAGUGCUGCUAAAGUGCAUCAUCACUGGAACACCGAUACCAGCAGUGUUUUGGAAGAAAGAUGGUAGUCCUUUGAAAAGCAGUCCUACUCAUUUGACAAAGAUAGAGGGUGAGCGGUAUACCUUAUUAAUCAAGUGUGCAAGGCCAAGCGAUGCAGGAGUAUACUCUGUUACAGCAGUGAAUGAGGAAGGAGUGUCAAGCUGCAGCGCAACUGUCAAGAUAACAGAAAUAGUGUCAGAACAUCGAGGAUACUUAGGUGUUCCAAUGGAACUCAGCAGUCCGAUCACAUCUGAUGAAGAGUAUCUAAGUCCUCUUGAAGAAGGAAUGGAUUUCGGCGGGUCACCUUAUCGGUCAGAGCCAGCAUUUAAAUUUCAAGACUUACCUGAACUCAGUCCCAAGAGUCCCAUUGAAAUAUGUUUUAAAGCAGCGCCUACAUUUGAGGUUGCUCUCAGUGAUCAAUCUGUGCUUGAAGGCCAGGAUGUCAGCCUGAAUGUUCGAGUCCAUGGAGAACCAAAGCCCAUGGUUUGCUGGCUGAGGAACCGCCAACCAAUAAAGAUUGACAGCAAACAUUACUCAGUAGAAGGGGAAAAUGGAUCAUGUACCUUGUAUAUCAUUGCAGUACAAAAGGUUGACUCAGGAGUGUAUGGAUGUAAAGCAAUAAAUGAAUACGGAACAAAACAAUGUGAAGCAAAACUGGAGGUGAAAGCUCAACCUGAAGUUCACAGUUUGGCAGUUGUGGCGGAACUGCAAGAUAUAACAGUCAGUGCUGGUGAAAUGGCCCUCUUUGAGUGCCAGGUAACAGGCCCACCAGAUAUGGAUGUCGACUGGCUGUCUAGUGGCAAAUUACUUCAGCCAGCUCUACUCAACUGCAAGAUGCACUAUGAUGGCAAAAAAUGCAAGCUGUUGUUAAAUUCCGUACAUGAGGAUGACAGCGGUAUAUACACAUGCAAGCUGAGUACAGCUAAAGAUGAACUAAACUGCAGUGCAAGGCUCACUGUCAAUCCAUCAAUUGAGCCUUUGUUCACCAAGCAGAUACAUGACCUUGAUGUGAUAGAAGGUCGGACAGCAAGAUUUGAUUGCAAAGUCAGUGGGACUCCUCCUCCAUUAGUUACAUGGACUCACUUUGGUCAUGAGGUGACGGAAAGUGAAAACAUACGCCUUGUGAAGGAGCGAGGUCUUCAUUCUUUAAUAAUCUCCCAUGUGAGCAGUGAGAAUGAAGGGGAAUAUACAGUCUCAGCAAGGAACCCACAUGGGGAAGUUGAGUGCUGUGCUGAGUUAUAUGUAGAAGAACCUCGUCCUGCAGCCUCACUACAAAGCUCCAAGCUAGAGAAGAUGCCUUCCAUUCCUGAGGAACCAGAGAGCCCUGAGAAUGAGACAGAACGCUUCACAAUGCCUGAUUUUGUCAAACCCCUCCAUGAUUUAGAUGUCUUUGAAUCCAAAGAUGCAGUUUUGGAGUGUCAGGUCACAGGACUACCAUAUCCCACUAUUACCUGGUUCCACAAUGGCCAAAAGAUUGAAAGCACAGAAGACAGAAAGAUGACUCAAUACAAAGAUGUUCAUCGACUGGUCUUCCACUCAGUCAGCCAUUUGCAUGCUGGUGUCUACAAAAGUGUCAUUGCCAACAAAGUUGGAAAGGCUGCUUGCUAUGCACAUCUGUAUGUAACAGAUGUUGUUCCCAGUCCACCGGAUGGUCCCCCAACAGUGACAGCAGUGACUGGUAGAACUGUCACCCUCAAAUGGAACAAACCAAAGAGACUUGACCCUGCAAUAGAUCCAGCAUCUAUAAACUACAUCAUUCAGCAGCAGAUUUUGGGAAGCAGCCAGUGGAAUAUCCUUGCAACCAAUCUGAAAGAUACUUCCUACACCAUCAAUGCAUUAACAAAGGGAGUUCAGUAUAUUUUCAGGGUCAUAACAGCUGCGCCAAAGACUUGCAGUAAGCCUUCUCCACCCUGUGACCCAGUUCAGCUUUUAGAUAGAGGCCCUUACCUGGAUGAAGCUCCUCUGAUAUUGGACAAGCCGGAUUUGGUUUAUGUCGUAGAAAACCAGACAGCUUCUAUUACAAUCACACUAAACCACAUUGAAGCUGAUAUUCAAUGGAAAAGAGGUGAUAUCAGCUUGGAGAGCAGAGCUCAGGUCCAUGAGAUGAGCAUGCCUGACGACGACCAACAUUCCCUGAAAAUUUUCAAAGUUACCAAGAAUGAUGUUGGCGAGCUCACAUGCAUAGCCACAAAUGUGCGGGGCAGUGACAGCUGCAUGAUCACCAUGGAAUUUGCAGAGUCACCAAGAUUUGAAUCCAUCAUGGAGGACAUUGAUAUUAGUUGUGGAGAGACAGCUCGUUUUGCAGUGGUAGUUGAGGGCAAACCUGUGCCUGAUAUCAUGUGGUAUAAAAAUGAUGUGCUUCUGUCUGAAAGCAGUCAUCUGACCUUUGUGUAUGAUGACAAUGAAUGCUCUUUGGUUAUUUUGAAUACCACAGAGGAGGACAGCGGUGUAUACACUUGUACUGCUAAGAAUCUAGCUGGUGAAGUCUCCUGUAAAGCAGAGCUCACAGUUCAACAAGUACAACCCACCACUGAUAUCACUAUGGAAGAUGAGCAAGCACGUUUACACAGAAUGAGGAGACUGACAGACUACUAUGAUAUUCAUAAGGAGAUUGGAAGGGGUGCAUUUUCAUAUGUCAAGAAGGUGACAGAGAAGAACACCAAGCUGGACUAUGCAGCCAAGUUCAUUUCAGGUCGAGCAAAGGCCAUACAGUCAGCUUGCAGAGAGAUGAACAUCCUCUCACAGCUUGAUCAUGAGCGGAUUGUUUAUUUCCAUGAUGCAUUCGAGAAGACAAACUGUGUCAUUAUUAUCAUGGAACUAUGUACACAAGAAGACAUGCUGGACAGAAUGACUAAAAAAUCUUCAGUUACUGAAUCGGAGGUCCGCUCUUACAUGCGACAGAUUUUAGAUGGAAUCUGCUAUCUUCAUAGAAAUAAUAUAAUGCACUUGGAUAUAAAGCCAGAAAAUAUUCUUAUGGCUGACACUUCAAGUGAACAGAUCAGAAUCUGUGAUUUUGGAAACGCCCAGGAAGUGAUGUCAGGGGAGAGCCAGUACUGCAGAUACGGAACUCCUGAAUUUGUGGCUCCAGAAAUUGUAGCCCAGACUCCUGUCACCCCUGCAACAGAUGUUUGGUCUGUUGGAGUAGUGGCCUAUUUAUGUCUUACAGGAAUCUCUCCUUUUGUUGGAGAGAAUGACAAAGCUACAUUAAUGAACAUCAACAACUACAAUGUGGCAUUUGAAGAAAAGAUGUUUACAGACCUCACCAGGGAGGCCAAGAAUUUUGUGAUCAAUGUUUUAGUGAAUGAUAAUCUGAGGCCAAAUGCAGAAGAAGCGUUGAAGCAUCCGUGGUUCAAGACACUUGCUAAAGGAAAGAGUAUCAACACAGAUCAUUUAAAACGAUUCCUCUCCAGAAGAAAGUGGCAGAGAUCUCUUAUUCGAUAUAAAUCUAAUAUGGUGAUGAGGUCUAUUCCAGAACUUCUUCAAGACAUGUCUGGUCACCAAUCAAUAGCAAUUCCAAAGCAUUUGAAAGAGUCUUCUGUUCUGUCAUCCUCUUCUGAUUCUGAUGAUAUAGAUGACUUGCCCUUUAUCCCAAUGCCUCUAGAAAUGGAGGUCUCUGGAUCCAGGGUAUCACUGAAUGAAAUUCCCACAGAUGAAGAAAUAGGAGAAAAAGCCAGUGGCACUCAAGAACAGACUGUUCUUAAAGAUGAAACUCCAAUGGAAUGGGAGACCACACUAAAAGAUGAAGAUGCAGAACAGAAAAAGAGAGAGAAUAAUGAUACUCUGGGAAAACGGAAGAAGGGAUUAUUAUCAAGAAAAAGGUCAACAGAAGCAGAAGGCCCAGAUUCAUCAGAUGAAGAGAUGUCAGAGUCUCAAAAAAGACCUGAAUAUCCUGGCAAAUCCUUAAAGAAAGGCUCAAGCUUGGAAUCUCCUGAAAUUGAUAGAAAAACCAAUGGUUCUUCAAAGAAAGGUGAACUGAGGCGGGGAAGCUCAGCCGACAGUGCUUUAUUAUUGCAUAUUCUGUCAGACAAUGCAGAAAAGGACCAAAUGGAUCAGAUAGAAGAGCCAGCAAAGCCUCUUAAAAAAGCAGCAUCGAUGGAAUUACCAAGAAGAUGUCCGAGUCCUGGCAGGUCAGAUGAACGUGGUUCACACAGAAGAAAGCUGAGUCCAGCUGAGGAAGACUAUGCUUUAAGAUUAGAACUCAUGAGACAAAGGCUUCUUCGUGGUGGAUCUGUUGACAGCAAAAUAAGUGGCCUUCGAGGACCUCUUUUAGAAACACUGGGAAUGGGAGAUGAAAAAAAGCGUACAGCUUCACUGGAUCGCCAAACCAGACCUCCAAGACCAGAAAAGAUGACUAGAGCUGCCUCUAGUGAAACAGCACCUAAACAGGAAGAACCCCAGGGAGAGCAGAUUCUAAGAAAAAGUGCUUCCUUUUCCCAAGGUGAUGCAGAACCAGUCAUACUGCAUCGUCGCUCUGGUGCUCCACUUGAAAUUCCAAUUGCUCACUUGGAAGCACGGCAGAGACUAAAGGAAUCACCAUCACUGUCUGCUCUGACAGAUCAGACUAAGUUUGAUUCCAGGCCGCCCACUCCAAAAGAGAUAUCCUCCAAACCACCAACACCAGAACUGGAAAAUCAGAAAACAGACGUGGAAAGUGAGAAAAGAGAGCAGGAUGAAAGAGUAACACCAAAAGAAUCAGUUAGAAUAGAUGACACUAGAAAGCAAGAAAUGUCAAGUACAUCUACCUCAGUUGCAAAACCUCACCUAUCUUUAGAAGAAUAUAGUGCUGAAUCACCUACUGCAAGACUUGCAUCCAUGCCACUAGUUCCUCCUAGGGCAAAAGGAAUAGAACCCAUCUCAAAACCAACAAAAGCAGAAAACAAACUCGUCACUGAACCUAUACAUUCAACAAAAGAUUUACAACCUUCUGCAUCAGUAGCAGGUCCUACUCCAGUUAGCAAAGUUCCCAUUUCAAUUCCCCAGGAAUCCAUUUCUGUUUCCUUGCCAAAACCUUCACCAUAUGCAGAGACUAUGCAGCCUAUCCUUAUUCCUGUCACUCUGACAUCUCCAAAGGAAAAGAUUAUUGACAAAGAGACCCCGAAGACGGAGGGGAAGCAGCCUAUGGAAAGUACCACACAGACACCACUUACUGAGGUUAAAAGUAGUGGUAUUUCACAUACAGCAGUGUUUUCUAAAGUAGCUGCUACAUCUGAAGAGCCAAAGGCACAUGAUACUGUCCUGGCUGAAACUGAACAUAAAAUACCACAAGUUAUAUCUUCAAGUACUGAAAAAAUGAAUAUAGAAAAUAUAGAUUCAGAAGAAAUUUUUGAAGCAAGAUUCAAAAGGAGUAGAGAAUCUUCUUUAACUAAAAGUCUUAAGCUGUUAAAAGGUUCUAGGUCUGAAGAAAAGCUAUUCCAGGUGCCACCAGUUUAUGAUGAGACAGUUUAUCACCCAGGACCAGUAGGCACCCCGUUAGAGGUUGUUAAGCUGGAGGAACCUAAAAUACUGGAAGAAAGGUCAAAAUCUGUUCAGGAUCUUCGGGAAGCAGAGAAAGAUUCUAGCUUCAUGAGGAGGCUAUCCCUGAGGUUAAAGAAGGCACAAACCACUGAGCAAAAGGAAAAAACAAAAGAAGCAGAGCAAACUCAAGAGUCAGCAAGUCAGGGCCGUCGGUUUUCAUGGAAUUUGGGGCGUGGCAGUUCCAAGGAUCGAAGAGAUUCAGGAAGUACAAAGUCUCUUUCUGAGGCAGACAAAAAAGUUGAUAGCAGCUUAGAACAUCUGCAGAAAGAGCCAAAAAAGCAUAGCGAGUCCCCUGUACUAAUGGUUAGAAAAAAAAUUGAGUCUACCAUGGAUAAGCUUUCCAUGAAACUGCGCAGCCAUUCAGAAGAAAGGAAAGAAAGUGAUAUUUCAAGGUCAGAAAAAGGUGAACGGAAAGAAGAAAAGCAUGAGAAGAGAACACCUCUGUUGUCUCUUUUGAGAAGGUCAAGUUCUGAGGACACAAAUCUAAAGAGGCUUGGAAUUCCACAAAACCAGCUGGCCUCUCAGGUUACUUCAGCUCCAUCAUCUGAGUCUCUCCAGUCAGAAAGUAGUAUUCAGUCUGAGACAGCAGCAAAAGGAGAAAGAAAAUCAAGAUGGGAUCGCUGGGGCCUUUCCAGGGGACGGAAGGAUAAAGUGGCCUCCCAACCUAAUAUACCAGCAAGUAUACUAAGUGAAGAUGGUACAAUAAUUGGCAGGCAGUAUGUGCGUAAUGCAUCAGACUUUCCACCAAUUUUUCACAUAAAGCUGAAAGAUUUUGUCAUAUUGGAAGGAGAGUCUGUUACUCUGUGCUGUCUCCCUGCUGCUAAUCCCACUCCAUAUAUUACAUGGACAAAAGAUAAGAGAAUUGUGGAGCGCGAUGAUCGAGUUCAGACUGUCUGCAGUCAAGAUGGUCGGCAAAUGCUGACAAUUACAAAAGCAAGAAACAAGGACGCUGGCAUGUACGAGUGUGUGGCUACAAAUCCACUAGGCACAGCUGCCAGUUCCUGCUCACUCGCUGUAGCAAGGAUUCCUGGCAAGCCUGGCACUCCAGAGAUCCCACAGAAGUACAAGAACACAGUCCUGGUGCUGUGGAAACCUGCUGACAGCUUAGCACCCUGCACAUACACUCUGGAACGAAAAAUGAUUGGGGAGAACGAGUGGAAGAUCAUUUCCUCUGGUAUUGCUGACUGUUACUACAAUGUGACCGAGCUGCCACUUGGUGCAAUGUACAAGUUCCGAGUUGCCUGUGUGAACAAAGCUGGUCAGGGCCCUUAUAGUAAUUCUUCUGAGAAGGUACACAUAGAAGAUCCUGAACAAAGAACUCAAAACAUAGUCCAGGUUUCUUCUACAAAAGUUGUUCCAGUACCUGCUGUAACUCCUUCAAUUUCAGUCAGUCCAGAAAAUUCAAAGACUUUUUUUCCAUUAGAUGUACCACCUACCAGGGCUGAAGCUGUUCCUAUGCCAUUACCUAAACCAGUACCUACUCCACCAGCCAGAAGAGCAGGCAGAUCAGUCCCUGCUACACCACCAACAGUACCAAAAGCAGUUCCCACACAACCACCUAAACCUCAGCCAACCACAGUAUCACUGCCACUUUCUAAUAUGCAAGCUACUGCCACAAUACAGCUCAUAACCCCACCUGCCCCAACCCAGCCUUUACAAACUGAAGUAGCUACCACACCCUAUGUGCCCAUACCAGCAUUCAAGUCAACAUCGCCCACUCCAGAAAUUGUUCCUGCAUUGACAGUACAACCUACCUCUCCUGUUAACCUAGAACCACCAAGAAUAAUAACAACUAGAACUUCUCCUGUCAGUCCUACCUCACCUCCUACAAUCACAAGUAUUACCCUUACACCAGCAAACCUUCCCACUACACUGCCUCCAUCUAUGCCUGUUUAUAAAGUCACACCUGUCUCAACUGCCCCACCUGCUGCACCCACAUAUUUUGCUACCUCCUUUGUUUCUGUCCCACCUGUCACACCCACUACUGCAACAACAUCCAUUGCCACAGGCACAGUUACCAGUUCAACCUCAUCAGUUACUUUCAUCACACCUAUAAAGCCAUAUCAACCACCACAAGUACCGAUGACAGUGCCAACAAGGGUGAUUGUCAAAAGUGCUACUCCAGGAAGAGAAGGCAGCACUCCUACCAGAUUUAGCCCAACAGGAAGGCCCUCAUCUGCUGCAAAAGAAGGAACAGCAUUAAGGCAAGGUGUUCCCCAGAAGCCGUACACAUUCUUGGAUGAAAAAGCCAGGGGCAGGUUUGGUGUGAUUCGAGAGUGCAAAGAAAAUGCAAGUGGAAAGCACUUCAUGGCAAAGAUUAUCCCCUAUGAAGCAGACAGCAAGCAGAUAGUUCUGCAAGAGUAUGAAAUCCUGAAAUCUUUGAGGCAUGAAAAAAUAGUGGCUCUUCAUGAGGCCUAUAUCACCCCUCGCUACCUGGUAUUGAUUUCUGAAAACUGCAUGGGAAAAGAGCUCCUAUACAGUCUUACUGACAGAUUCCGGUAUUCAGAAGACGAUGUGGUUGGCUACAUUGUACAGCUUCUUCAGGGCCUGGAUUAUUUGCACAGCCGAAGAAUAGUUCAUUUGGAUAUAAAACCUGAUAAUUUAAUUGUAUCCUACAUGAAUGUUCUUAAGAUCAUUGAUUUUGGAAGUGCACAGACAUUUAACCCUCUUGUGCCACGGAAGUUAGGACGGCGUAUUGGUACCCUGGAGUAUAUGUCUCCUGAAAUGGUCAAAGGGGAUGUAAUCGGCCCUGCUGCUGAUGUUUGGGGUUUGGGAGUACUCACAUAUAUCAUGCUAAGUGGACGGUCUCCAUUUGCUGAACUGGAUCCCCUGGAGACAGAGAACAGGAUACAGUCUGGACGAUUUGAUAUAUUCAAACUCUAUCCAAAUGCAUCUCAAAGUGCCUCUCUUUUCCUCAAGAAGAUCCUUUGUAUAUACCCCUGGAGCCGACCUACUGUUGUGGACUGCUUUUCAAACCCAUGGCUUCAAGAUGCUUAUCUGAUGAAACUCAGACGUCAAACCUUGACGUUCACGACAACAAAGCUGAAGGAAUUCCUAGUGGAGCACCAGAAGAAAAGAUCAGAAGUAGCAACAAAGCACCAAGUGCUCUUACGCUCCUACCAUGGUACCCAGCAACCCCCAGCUCCAGUAACUCAAUGACACUUGUGAGGCUCCGAAAGUCAGAGGAACAUUCCACUCAUCGACGGUACAUGCGUAUAUAUGUAAAUGUGUGGAAGAUCCAUGUAGAAGGAAACACAACAUUGCUGGUAAAGGAAGAUGUUGCAUUGCAAGUGUGAGUCUGCAGCACUUAAGACCAACGAGUUACUCCAAUCGGGGAGAAGUUAAUAGCACAUAUACCUCAAGAACCAUUGGAAAGAGCUGUUAACCCAUUAGCAUGCAUGGUGCAUGAAUCUGAGGCUACUCCAUUGUUCCAAGUCACAUAUAUCAACCGAACAGCUGCUUCACCAAAGAAUAUAAUGUACCUUGUUUACUUAGCCAAAGCCUAUUGUAUGAAUAUUUCUACACUGAAUGUGUUUAAAUUAAUUUGGGCUUGGGUGCUGGAACUAUGAUGUUUUUAUUAUUUAAUGCAUCUGGAGUAAAUAAAUCAUGUGCAGACUUCUUGCUGUAGAUCAGAAUACAAGAUGGGGCAAAAGUAACUGAGAAAAUCUACUCUACUAUGAGGACUGCAGCUUUUAGGUUUCCGCAGCUUACUGAAUCUGUAUGAAUUGUUGCAUUUUACAUAACACAGAUACUAUGAAGACAUUUUAAAAACAGUUCUGUCACA
This is a messenger RNA of Protopterus annectens (West African lungfish), 12942 nucleotides long. It is a transcript of the gene SPEG, whose product is annotated as striated muscle enriched protein kinase. NCBI's taxonomy places the organism in Eukaryota, Metazoa, Chordata, Ceratodontiformes, Protopteridae. Gene Ontology annotation, molecular function: protein binding; protein kinase activity; ATP binding. The record is from RefSeq and is a predicted model, not a curated record. The transcript is spliced from 41 exons. The coding region runs from base 1014 to 12317 and encodes 3767 amino acids. Gene Ontology annotation, biological process: protein phosphorylation.